AUGCCCGAGUCUGGUAAGAGCGAUAUUGAUGUCGCUUUGUCGCCAGCCCAGCUGACGGACACCAGCCUUAGGGACGUGGCGUCGCCAGGCUCUAGCGGUCUGGUGGCUGCCCCUGCCCAGCCUGACCAGCCGCACGUCACGGACUGGGGGAAAGAGAUCAAUUCAGGUCUACCACCUCGUCGUCAUAAAUAUAUGUCCUUGUUCCUCGCAGUUGCUUGCCUUAUGUGGGCUGUGCCCCGCCUCCGCACUAUUGUCCAGUCGUGCACCUUGCUAGCUGUUGUGCUAACUGAUCAUGACGCCACCAAGUAUAGGCUUUACGUGCACCAUACCAAGCGCAUCGUUCACCGAACUAACUUGCACAGUCGCGGUAAUCGCCGGCUGACCAGCGCGUCCAACUACGUGCCGCAUGACCUAAGUGGACUGCGUGCGGUCCAAGAUGAGGAGGAUGCCGCCGUAGGUGUGCUCAAGAGAUAUGACGAGCCCGCAAUUCUGGACGAGGUGUGGUUCUCCGCGUCCGGAGCCAUCAUGGAACCCCACAAAGUACUGCAAAUCCAUGGUCGCCAUCGCGACUUCGACAACUCGGCAGACAAGGUAGCCGCUGUCAAUUUCUCCCGCCCUGGCUACCCUUCGAGGUUGAUCACUGUCGCCUUUUUUACGACAGGGUCGACCGCCGCAACCGUUGCAUUUCGCACAACCUCGUCAAGUGUUGCCAUGAACCAUGACGACCAACACCACAGGGAAGUCAAUAAUAUGCUUUAA
This is a messenger RNA of Microdochium trichocladiopsis, 759 nucleotides long. RefSeq lists its product as uncharacterized. The record is from RefSeq and is a predicted model, not a curated record. NCBI's taxonomy places the organism in Eukaryota, Fungi, Ascomycota, Sordariomycetes, Xylariales, Microdochiaceae. Bases 1 to 759 code for a protein of 252 amino acids. The transcript has a single exon.